Molecule: messenger RNA, 974 nt
Organism: Frieseomelitta varia
Lineage: Eukaryota; Metazoa; Arthropoda; Insecta; Hymenoptera; Apidae
Product: receptor expression-enhancing protein 1-like
Exons: 5
Coding region: 113-973 (286 amino acids)
Biological process (GO): endoplasmic reticulum tubular network organization
Cellular component (GO): cytoplasmic microtubule; endoplasmic reticulum membrane; endoplasmic reticulum tubular network
Molecular function (GO): microtubule binding
Source: RefSeq, a predicted model, not a curated record
UGCCAGUCCAACAUGGUUGACCUGUGAGCAGUGGUGCUACAAACGGCCGUCCGCAUUAAUUGCUCGUUUCUUCCGAUCUCGCGUGCAUCGUAUAUCGCUCGAAACCGUUAAUAUGAUAUCUUCGAUCAUCUCGCGACUCAUCAUAUUAGUGUUCGGCAAUUUGUACCCGGCCUACGCGUCGUACAAGGCGGUGAGGACGAAGAACGUGAAGGAAUACGUGAAAUGGAUGAUGUACUGGAUCGUGUUCGCGCUGUUCACGUGCGCGGAGACCUUCACCGACGUGUUCUUCAGCUUCUGGUUUCCGUUUUACUAUGAGAUCAAGACUAUCCUGGUGAUCUGGUUGCUGAGCCCGGCAACCAAGGGCUCGAGCAUUCUCUACAGACGUUUCGUCCAUCCAGCUUUAAUCCGGCGUGAGGCUGAGAUCGACGAGGCUUUAGCACGUGCCACAGAGCAGGGUUAUUCCGCAGUGUUGCACCUUGGAUCGAAAGGUGUGAAUUAUGCAACCACGGUUCUCAUGCAAACCGCGAUCAAGCAUAUCCUGAAGUCAGACAGAAUCAUGAUGGCUGAGCUACCAGCGAUCCAAUCGGCCUCGGCGGUUUCUAGCUUGGCCAGGCCACCAACAACAUCGACAACGAAGGAAAACGUGGACCAGAUGGACGACGGUGUUCAGAAACCGACGAGCAGCCCACCAAAAACUAGAUCAUCCAUCGACUUGAUCCCCGUCGAAUCGAUACCCAGCUUCGACAACGAUCUGAACGACGUGACGGACGACGAGCUGGUCGAAAUAAAUCGCGUGGAGCAGGAAGCGUUCAAGAUACCGCCGCCGAAGAGAACGUACAAGUCGCGGAGAACGACGAAGAAGAAAGAGGCGGGCAGCACGAGGCAGCUCAGGUCACGCACUCGCGACGCUGAGUCGAUGUUCAGCGACGACGAGUUGGAAGAUCUGCACGCAUCCACCUUGAUGGAGUACUGAA